Molecule: messenger RNA, 3309 nt
Organism: Marchantia polymorpha subsp. ruderalis
Lineage: Eukaryota; Viridiplantae; Streptophyta; Marchantiopsida; Marchantiales; Marchantiaceae
Source: the annotation of a GenBank genome assembly
AUUCAAUGAAUGAAUGAAUGAAUGAACAUGAGUCAGUCAAUCGCACAUUACAAUAAACUCUCUCUCUCUUCAAGGGCCAGUAGAAAUUCCCUUGGAGUGCUGGCUGCUUGCUUGCCUUCCCUUGGCUUGCUGCUGGAUUCAGUUCCUGCACCACGCGAAAGCGAGCAUUCGAAUGAUCGAUGGGGCUAAUUGAUCAUCAUCAUCAUCACCAUCAUCCACCACCACCAGGGAGCCAGAGGAGGGAGGGAGGGAGGUAGGGAGGGAGAGAGGCAGGGAGGGAGGACUCGCAGCAGCGAGCUCGUAAUUCUCUCUGAUGCACAAGCACCCUGAACUUAAUUCCAAAAGGUGGAUAGAUUUGGUGCAGCACUAAAGGCGGCUACGUUUGUGCAGAAUAUGUGCGUGUUUAUAAUAUUAGAGAGAUACGGCCAUUUCCUGCACUGUGAAUGUCAGUGAGUCGGGCGGGCAGUCGGUUUGUUGUUUGGAAGGCAGAAAUGUUCGAGCCCCGGGUUACAUGUUCUCUCUGGAACGCGAGCAGCAAAUCAGUCCAAAACAGGCCAGCUCGUCCGACAUCAUGCUGCCCAAGCGACCAUCCGCAUACUAUUCCCAUUUGACCUCCAUAAUGGCGGCGAGCAGCGACAAUGAUUGACGCGCAAGGCUCUGCAGAGUUUGCUAAAUCCUCCCUCCCGGUCCCAUGACUGCUGCCCCCCUCCCCCCUCCCCCCUCCCCCCUCCCCCCUCUGCCCCUCAAUCUCAAUCUCAAUCUCAAUCUGAUCACUCCGUCCGAUCAAACAAACACGACAGCAGCAGCAGCAGCAGCAGCAGCAGCAGCAGCAGCAUCGGCAUCAUCAGCUCCUUCGUCAUCCUGCGAGGAGCUGCACCUGCCGUGAGCAUAUCUUCAGAUCCCAAAAUAGGCUGCAAUUCAUGCGCAGUCAAAGCGCCAGAUCGAGUCGCUCGCUCCGACUUUAUCCUCGGAGGCGUCCUGGAGCAGUAUGAGGAGGAGCACGAGCACGAGCACGAGCACGAGCUUGAGCUGAGGUGCCGCCAGUCUGCGCCCAGCAAGUCAGUCGAUUCAGCAGCAGCCACCCCAACGACGAAUCGAAUUAAGGUCAUCGGCAAGUCCUUUCGUGUCAAUGGAGGUGAGCCCGUGAGAAGAAGGGCAAGUCGGCAAACGAGCAUCUGUCAGAGCUGGUGAAGCAAGCGUAGGCAGGCAGGCUCGGAUUGGCGCUAUGGUGGAUGUAGAGGACGAGGGGUUGCCUGCGUCCGACACCCCCCAAGACGAGGACGACGAGGAGUUGAACUAUGAGGAGCUCGAGGAAGCAGACCGCCAGCGAUCCAUUCAGGAACGAAUCGAGUGGAAGAGAAAAGAGCGGGAGAAGCAGAUCAUGAAGUCGCCGCGGGAAGCGCUGAAGAAAGCGAUCCGCGCGAAGCACAAGUGGGAGGAGAAGGUGGGCGACGAGAGCGUGGCCAAGCGCUACAAGGCCGAGGCGGAGCAGCAGGGAGUGCCCGGCGACGUCGUGGACCUCGUUCUGCAGCAGCUGCGCGAAGAAGCGCGCUACAUUCUCGUGGGCAAGUCGGACGGCGCUUCGUCGUCCUCGUCCGCAGCGAAGCCCCCUGCAGCAGCGCCAACCCCAGCCCCAGCCGCAGCCGCAGCCCCGACUUCCGAGGUCGUGGAUCUGGAGAAGCUCCGCGAAGAGGUAGCCGCCGUGCAAGCCCUGCUGGAGGAGGGGGGCGAGAGCGCGGGGCUGAAGCAGCCGCUGGACGAGAGGGGGACGGGGGUGUGGGCGGUGGACGGGGUGGUUCCCCGGGGGCUGCGGGAGCUGCUGGAGAGCCGGCUGGACGCCAUCGCGGGCCGGGCCAAGAAGGAUUUUCACCCGGGCACGAACGACCAGGUGCAGGACCUGAUCCACCCGUCGCUCUUCCCGUACAUCGAGGGGGUAAGCCAGGUGGCGUGCCCGGAGGCCGACCUGCCGGCGAAGGUCGAGGCCAGCUACUGGUCGCGCCAGUACGAGGACUCGACGUACCAGUGGCUGCCGGCGGAGUUCCACGUGGACGCCGACGGCCGCGUCACCAUCGAGAGCUACAUCAACAACCUUGACGAGUCGGUUCACGGCGACCUGUACCGGGCGCUGGAGCUGCUGUUCGAGAUUUUCGUGCCGCUCUUCGAGAAGGUGCAGGUGGACGCCGAGGAGCUCGACCUGCGCGACCGGCGCCUGCAGGUCAUCGUCAAGGCGGCCAACUACGUGGUGCAGCCCUUCGGCCACGUGUACGAGGGCUCCUGGCACGUGGAGGGCAUGUCGCACGAGCACAUCGUCGCCACGGGCAUCUACUACUACUCCACGUCGGCGUGCCUCCGCGACGCGGGCUUAGAGUUCCGCCGCGAGCGCAACGAGGAGGAGGAUUACCCCCAAGUCGACCAGUUCGACUGGAGCAUGCAGGAUCGCGACGACUUCCCCAUCCUCGACGGGCUUACCAUGACUAUCCCCCUGGGGGCUGUGCCCACAGUCCCCGAGCGCCUGCUCGUCUUCCCCAAUGGGCUUCAGCACAAAGUGUCGGGGCUUAAGAACGAGUCCCCCGACGAGGUCGGCGUUCGCAAGAUUGUGGUCUUCUUCCUCGUGGACCCGGACUGCGAGAUCAUCUCGACGAAGCACGUCCGGCCGCAGCAGUGGGAGCCGCUGGUGCCGGGCCUCGUGAACACCAUGAGCCUCGUGGUGAAGCGAGUCAGUGGCCGCAGCUUCCCGCUUCCCAUCAUUCAGGAGAUCGUGUCCCGAGCCAAAAUUGGGCUUACCGAGGAGGAAGCACGACGGCAUCGACUGGAGCUCAUGCGCGAGAGGAAGUACAAGAUCGACCACGACAACGAGGAGUGGGAGCGAGAGUACUCGUUGUGCGAGCACUAGUCGAUUAGAACUCCCAAUCUCUGCCCCUGGUCGAUGGACACUUGCCUUUCUCCCUCGCUCCAAACAUGAGAAUCGGAAAUCGAGCAGGCAAUUCCGUGUUGUACUUUAGGGUGAUGCAGCCGCGCGAGGGCGGGCUCGCUGUGUGGAUGGCGCAGGUGCUCGGAUUGAAAGAAAGAAAGAAAGGCACAUGGAGGUGAAUUUCUCAGAGAUCAUGAAAGCAUGAUCUCUGAGAAAAUUACAUCUCAGACAGCUAGCGUAACAAGCGAUCGAAAUUCAACCCCCGUACUCCGGCUUCGUGUACCGCGGCCGAAGAGUCCCGAGUGAUUACUUCGAGAUCCAUAGAUCUGAGCCUCGCAAACUCCUGUCCACUCCAAACAUUUUUCCAUUCGAAAUAAUCUGUGUGGAUCUCUUCUCUC